UGAAAGUUUCUUGGUUGUGAAUUGUCUGAAGAUGACCCUUUGUUUGAAAAGAAACUUAAAUUGCUUAACGAUAAGGGAUUCGUCCAAGUGACCGUGUAUACCUGCAGAAGACUUUAGUUCCUCAUAGUCUGAAAGGCAAGUUGGAUGCCUUGCUUCAGAGAGCUCGGAUAAUCCACUUGAAUGAGAUGGAGCUUUAUUUUGGUGCUAGUGCUUCAGAUGACGGUAUAACAGAAGAAUUUUACAGUCCUCGAAAUGAGUUAGAGGCUCUGAAUUGUGUCCUCUCUCUAGUUGAUCAUAGUGGGAAAAGUGAUGUGACUAAUGCUUCGCUGAAAGCUCUACGAGUUGCAAUUAUCUCAAGAAUUUUCAAUUUUGGGAACAAAAAUAAAUUGGAAACAGAGAUGGUAAAGGAAGCAUGUGACAGUGAGAAGCAUCUUACGAGUUGGGCUGAAAGCCAUGGUCUCGUAUCUAAGCUGCAGAUAGCUUAUGUUGAAGGAGCUGGGAGAGGAGCACUGGCAACAGAAGACCUUGGGGUUGGAGACAUAGCUCUGGAGAUACCUAUUUCUGUUAUUAUCUCAGAAGACCUUGUCUAUGAAUCUGACAUGAUUCAUGUUUUGGAAAAGAUAGAUGGCAUUUCUGCUGAAACUAUGUUGUUAUUGUGGAGUAUGAGGGAGAGGCACAACAUUGACUCGAAGUACAAAUUCUACUUUGAUGCACUUCCCAAACAGUUUAAUACUGGAUUGAGCUUUGGUGUGGAGGCGACGAUAGUUUUGGAUGGAACCUUGGCCUUAGAAGAGAUAUUACAAGCGAAGCAGCAUUUGCGUUAUGAAUAUGAUCAGUUGUUUCCCGCUCUCUCCGUGAGUUUUCCUGGUUUAUUCUCACCAGAGUUCUACACAUGGGAGCAGUACCUAUGGGCAUGUGAGCUAUGGUACUCCAAUUCCAUGAAAAUUAUGUUUCCCGAUGGAAAGCUGAAGACAUGUUUGAUCCCUGUUGCAGGUUUUCUAAACCACUCUGUUUGCCCACAUAUUAUGCAUUAUGGAAAAGUAGACUCUGUGACAAACACUCUCAAAUUUCCUCUCUCAAGACCAUGCAAUAGGGGAGAGCAAUGCUAUCUGAGCUAUGGAAAUCUAUCUAGUUCUCAUCUGCUCACCUUCUAUGGGUUUCUACCACAAGAAGUGAACCCUUAUGAUAUUAUCCCGCUUGAUAUUGAAGAAGGCUCAGACUGCUCUUCUGAGGAAGGCUGUCAAGAUGAUACCAAACACAUGGUUCGGGGUGCUUGGCUUUCAGUUUUGACCAACCAAGGCCUCUUUUACUAUAGACUGCCAUCACCACUUUUGGAGCAUCUACGGAAUGCUGUGAAUCCUGGCUUGCAUACUAUGACACUGUUGCAAGAAAGCUUGGAAACUGAGAAGAAGGUUCUUGAUGACCUUUAUGCGAUUUUUGAUGGCAUGAUGAAAAAUCUUGAUGACUCAGUGCUGGAAGACAGGUCAAGUGAGAAGUGGGAUGUACAAUUAGCAAUACAGUACAAAGAUUUGCAGAAAAACAUUGUGUCUUCUAUACUGACUGCCUGUGAAUCUGGACGAAAGAUGGUGGAACAUGAACUCAAGAGAUGCAUGCAUGAGGACAUUGCUGGCUAGCUGUAGCUUCAGUUAGAACGAGUGCCCUUCCUGCUGUUUUUCUGUAUAUCAUUACUGUGAAUGUCAGCCUCCCUUGGCUCCCUUGGAGCCAUAUACUCGCCCUGUAUGUCCGUUUUUGUUGUAAUUUUAGCAUAAGUAGCAAAGAUAGUAUACCUAGGUAAAGGCAUUGUAAGUUCGCAACCCAUGGUCAAGAUUAGCCCCUUCACCAAUUUUGUUCUGGACCUUUCUCAUUUGAGGCAAUAUAAUCUGGUAUAAGUGUAUUAC
This is a messenger RNA of Chenopodium quinoa (quinoa), 1898 nucleotides long. RefSeq names its product N-lysine methyltransferase SETD6-like. Gene Ontology annotation, molecular function: protein-lysine N-methyltransferase activity; protein binding. The transcript is spliced from 11 exons. The coding region runs from base 186 to 1634 and encodes 482 amino acids. The record is from RefSeq and is a predicted model, not a curated record. Gene Ontology annotation, biological process: peptidyl-lysine monomethylation. Gene Ontology annotation, cellular component: nucleus. Lineage: Eukaryota; Viridiplantae; Streptophyta; Magnoliopsida; Caryophyllales; Amaranthaceae.